CGCAGGCGCGAGGGUCUGGCGCGCGCAGGCGCGAGAAGGGCACAGCCGGGUCUGGUCUAAGUGUGUUCGAGCUGCAGCGGCUGGAGAAGAGUGGCCGGAAUUGCUCGAAUAUCCACAUCUCAGCUCCUGUGCCUGUCAAGAGUUUUAAUUCAUCAUGGAUAACAUGUCAUUAGAAGAAAUUCAGCUAAGAGCUAAUCAGGUUACUGAUGAGUCUCUGGAGAGUACAAGGAGAAUUCUGGGUUUAGCCGUUGAGUCUCGGGAUGCAGGAAUCAAGACUAUGACCAUGCUGGAUGAACAAGGGGAACAACUAAACCGUAUAGAAGAAGACAUGGACCAAAUAAAUAAAGAUAUGAGAGAGGCAGAGAAUACUUUAACAGAACUCAACAAAUGCUGUGGCCUUUGUGUAUGCCCAUGUAAUAGGACAAAGAACUUUGAGUCUGGUAAGGCCUAUAAGGCAACAUGGGGAGAUGGUGGAGACAGCUCUUCUAACAAUGUAGUGUCUAAGCAACCAGGCCGAGUGACAAAUGGUCAGCCUCAGCAAGCAACCCCAGGAGCAGCCAGCGGUGGAUACAUUAAACGUAUAACUAAUGAUGCCAAAGAAGAUGAAAUGGAAGAUAACCUGACUCAAGUGGGCAGUAUCUUAGGAAAUCUAAAAAAUAUGGCUCUGGACAUGGGCAAUGAAAUUGAUGCUCAUAAUCGACAAAUAGAACGGAUCACAGAAAAAGCUAACACCAACAAAGAUCGUAUUGACAUUGCCAAUGCCAGAGCAAAGAAACUUAUUGACAGCUAAAGCUCCUGCUGUCUUCUUUAUCAUUUAUUCACUUUCCUAGCUGCUCCUUCAGUCAUUACCUUUUCAGAGUUUUAAAUUUUGGUUCUGUACUCUUCUAAUCAGGAGAUAAUGUGGAGGAAGGGAUAGGGGUACAGCCCCUAUUUUUUUUUAUGUUCUCUUUUUCCCCUUGAGAGUAGACUGCUUCUCAGCCUUCUUUCUAGUAUUUACUUUCUCAGUUCAUACUCCUAGAUUGGUUUUCAUACAUCAUAUAUGAUGUUGUUUUUCAUCUUCACACUUACUUUUUAGUAGGUUCUUUUGCUUUCAAGAUUUGGAAGCAUUGCCAAAGACAGCCAUGAGAAAGGAAGCUAGAGGCAGUGUGAGGGGGCACAAAAAGGAGAGGCAAUAGAUGAGAGGUUGUUACCUCAGUAGAACCUGUAGGCCACAAAGCAAAAGUUGCAUAGCCAUAGUGAAGAUCCAUCAGAGUUUAGUUUCUAAUUCAAGUUGCAGUUAUUGCCAGUUUAGGCUAGUACUUGGUUUUGGAGCUUUUAUACACAUAUUUUGUUAUUAUAUAUUAUAUCACAACUUUGCAACCUCUGCUCCAAAAGAGUUUUCUUCAAGUGGACUUAAUUUCUGAACUCUUGGUGAUUCAUAUAUGUAUAUAGAUUCUAUGAUCCCAUAUCAUACUGCACCAUACAAGAACACUUUGUAUAACUGAAUAGCUUUUUAUUUUCAUAUUAGUAGUAUCAUGGUCCCAUUACAGACCUAUUAACCUCAUAAAUUUGUCAUUUGCCUUUGAGGAAAAAGUAUGUAAAUAUGUAUGUGUUAACACGAGAAUUUCUCUCUAAAGCAGGGUUUAAAAUUUUUUGGAAAAGUUUCACAAACUGUAUCACAUGAAUUUAGAUUUACCUCAAAGCCAAGAAUUAGGUUUAGAUAGAAAAAAAGAAUCUUUGUUUUCAUCUCAGGUAGAAAAUUAGUUAGAUUGCUUUGCAUUUUAUGUAGCUUUAGACAUUAAAAAAGGUAGAAAUUAUUCUAUUUAAAAAUGACUUGGAAAAUUACACCGUUGGUUUAAUUAUUGAUAAUUGCACUAUCAUUCUCUCAGUGUUUUAUAUAGAACUGUGUCCACAAUUCUGUUUAUUUUCGUAACAGUGUUAUAAGAAUCUGAUCAAUAUUUGUCACAUUUAUUUAAGAACUAGUAUCUGUAUACUUCAAAGCUAUUAAUGUGGAUUGGUUUGACUAAUAACCACUGCUUGGUCCUUACAAUUAAAUUUUAUAACUAACUACUGGAAUUGUUCUUUUAAAUAGGUAAUGUAUUUCUGUGAAUAUUAUGCGGGAGGCAGUAAUUUCAUCAACUCUUAGUUUAACUAAUAGCAUAAAGCAAAGGUCCAUAAAUCAAGAAGCACUAAAAUGGAAAGCUGCCAUUAUUAGCUUCUUUCCCAUUUUUGUUGGAAAUAGAGGACUUCCCUUUCUGUGAUUUGUCAUGAGGUUCAUUUUAAUUGUUACUAGUUACUAGUCUUUUUAGUCAUUUGAGCUUAAAUACACUCGUUGCUGAAAGGAUGGCAAUUUAUGAGAACUACAACCCACUUUCUGCAGAUACAGUUAACAUUGGGAACUUUGAAAGGCUGAAGAGGAAAAAAUUUAAAUGUAGAUUCAGUUAGGCAAUCCCUAAUAUAAGUGCUCCAUGCCAAAAGGAGUAGUUUGGCAAGUGAUGGCAAAUGUGUAAAGCAAGAAAGUAUAAAAACACUGGGGAUUGUGCUAUACCUAAAUGCCCUAAAAGCAUUAAAAAAAAUAAAGUAACAUUGUUAUGACAAAGGAGAUAAUUCUGAGGAUACCAGAUGCUGCCCCACAGUGAGGUUGGUUAGAAGUGUGAGCUAAGACACCCAAGUGUCUGGAUUUGCACUCUAGCUUUGCCACGUGCUGGCUUAGUGACCAUAAGCCCAGUUCUGUGCUUCAGUUUCCUUGUCUGUAAAUGGGGAUUAAUAAUUCCUGCUCCACUAAGUUGUUGCAGAAACUCAAUGUGGUAAUGCAUACAAAGUCCUUAGAGCAGUGCCAAAAAACAUAAGAGCUUAAUAAAUAAAAGCUGCUAUUCUUUUUAGAAUGGAGCUCUCUUUGGCUUCAGGAUCACUUUGAAUUUGAUAAAAGACAACAUAGCCUAUCUCCCCAGAGAAACACACAGACAUGAAUCAUGCAUAAAUCAGAAUCAUGCAUAAAUGCAUCUUGAAAGCCUAUCCAUGGAUCCCAGGUUACAAAGGUUUCCAAAGUUUCUGCUAAGAAAGAAGAGGGACAAGGCCAUAGCAAUUAGGCCCCAUAACGCAUUAGAAAUACAAACUGUUGAUUUAAAGCCUUUUCUAAUUUUCUUCUUUAACACUUUCUGGAAACUUGUUUCCAUUACUUUUGAAAGGUAGUAACUGAAGAGGUUAACACAAGCUCUAGGAGUCCAACCACCUGGUUUCAGUCAUUUACUAGUGUGACCUUAGCAUAAUACUAACCUAUAACUAAGGAGUUAAAACAGUGUCCCUCACUGAAUUAGAAUUUUUUUUACAGCACCCUCAUCAAGUUUCCAGUCUUAACAAUGAUUUUGUCCCCUAUAGUGCCUGUUUUAUUCUUCCUUCACAGUUUUAGUUCAUCCUUUAUUACCAGACUUUAACUCUAGAUCUUUUCAUGUCAUGUGUGGGCUGUCAAUCCCCCCUUAAUUUAAAUUUCUACUUCCCAGACAUUCUGUACUCAGUUGCACUUAGAAUUAAUUUGUUUAAAUGCUGUUUCCUUUAGGUCACUCACUUACUAAUAUUUAGGUUAUCCCAAUUGUAUUCCAAAUCAUAUUAAAUCCAAAUCAUAUAUUCCAAUCAUGUGUAUUUCUCAGAUUGAUAUCCAAGUUCUGUGUUCUGUAGUCAUUGUUUUUCAUCCUUUUUAAUGUAUCUGCUCCAAGCUUUCUAUUUCUGUGCAACUUGGUAAAUUCUAAUUCCUUACAGAUGAAAUAAAUGGCAACAUUUAUUGA
Molecule: messenger RNA, 3761 nt
Organism: Manis javanica (Malayan pangolin)
Lineage: Eukaryota; Metazoa; Chordata; Mammalia; Pholidota; Manidae
Gene: SNAP23
Product: synaptosome associated protein 23
Biological process (GO): synaptic vesicle priming; exocytosis; synaptic vesicle fusion to presynaptic active zone membrane
Cellular component (GO): SNARE complex; plasma membrane
Molecular function (GO): syntaxin binding; SNAP receptor activity
Source: RefSeq, a predicted model, not a curated record